Messenger RNA from Podarcis muralis (Common wall lizard), 4365 nucleotides. NCBI's taxonomy places the organism in Eukaryota, Metazoa, Chordata, Lepidosauria, Squamata, Lacertidae. The record is from RefSeq and is a predicted model, not a curated record.
UGGGAGUUGUAGUCUCCCACCUCUCCGGAGCCGAUGCCUCCCCCUCCCCCCCCCAAAGUCUUUAUUCCCCUGUCUGGCGGAGGAGAAAAGCGACCUUCUGCCUCUCCCCGGAGCGCUGCAUCGGCGGCCCCGCCUGGAGCAGACGGAAAUCGGUGGGAGGUUUUCCCAAUGGAUGAGCAAAACCCAGCUGGCCUUGAAGGAGGAAGCGACCCCGAGCCUGGGAGCAGUGGGGAAUUCUGGAAAAGAACUGUGGAGAACAUCCUGGGAGAGGAAGAGACGCUCAGCUUAGAUGUCCAGCGCUGGCAUUUCAGGCAGUUCCGCUACCAGGAAGCUGAGGAGCCUCAAGAGGUUUGCAGCCGGCUCCACCAUCUUUGCCGCGAGUGGCUGAAGCCCGAGAGACACAGCAAGGCUCAGAUCCUGGACCUGGUGGUCCUGGAGCAGUUCAUGGCUGUCCUACCCCCAGAGAUGGAGAACUGGGUCAGGGAAUGUGGAGCAGAGACCAGCUCCCAGGCGGUGGCCCUGGUCAAAGGUUUCCUCCUGAGCCGGGCAGAGGACAGUAGGCAGGAAGAGCAGCAGGAGAAAGGCCUGCUUGCAGAAGCGAGCGCCAGAUUUUCUGACUCGGAGGAAGCUCUUCCGGGAGCGAGGCAGAGCCCCCCACAACGCGGGAUCGCCCCAGAGCGUGGCAGAGGGGCCACCUUGCUUGGAGAUGGGAUGAUGCCAGCAGCAUGUACCGGGUCAUCUCUCCCUGGUGGUGGAAGGGAUGGAGCUGCGAUGGAAAAGGAUCAGGAUUUGGUGACCUUUGAGGAGGUGGCUGUGUAUUUCUCUGAGGAAGAGUGGGCCCUGCUGGAUCCGGACCAAAGGUCCCUGCACAGGGAAGUCAUGGAGGAGAACUGGGAGAUUCUGGCCUCUCUGGCAGGUGAUGAAUGGGACAGCGAGGAAAAGGGAGACUCUCCCAGGAUGUCUCUGGAAAGAGACACAUGUGAGAAGAGGGAACAGCAGAGAAGGAAAACCGAAGCAAAUCAGAAGAUGAGGGGAAAAGCCUCUGCCUCUCAGGACACUGACUGCCACGAAAUCACAGCUCAGGAAGAAGUGGAUGAGAGACAGGAAAAGAACAGCCCUUCCAUGCUGAGGGAAACAGAGGAGAAACCAUAUCAGUGCUUGGAGUGUGGAAAGAGCUUCCAUUUCAGUUCCGACCUGACUUGCCAUUUCAGAACCCAUACGGAGGAGAAGCCAUAUGUAAGCCUAGAGUAUGGAAAGGGCUUUAGUGUGACAACAGGCCUCAUGGGCCAUCAAAGUAUCGACACAGAAGAGAAACCAUAUAAAUGCCUGGACUGUGGAGAGAGUUUCUGUUUGAUCCACUCGGUGGAGGAACCAUAUCAGUGCUUGGAGUAUGGAAAGAGCUUCACGGAGAAUUCAAAUCUCACUUCCCACCAAAGAACCCAUGUGAACGACAGAUGCCUGGAGCGUGGAAAGACUUUCGGUUCGAAUGCAGAACUGUCUUCCCACCGAACAACCCACAAAGGGGAGAAACCAUAUAAAUGCUUGGAAUGUGGAAGGAGCUUCAGCGGCAGAACAGCCCUCGUCUCCCAUCAGACGACUCACACAGGGGAGAAACCAUUUAAGUGCACCGAGUGUGGAAAGAGCUUCAGUCAGAAGGUAAACCUCACUUCUCAUCAGAGAACCCACACAGGGGACAGGCCGUACAAAUGCUUGGAGUGUGGGAAGAGCUUCCAUUUCAGUUCCAACCUUACUUGCCACCAAAGAGUUCACACAGGGGAGAAGCCGUAUGGAUGCCUGGAAUGUGGAAAGUGCUUCAGCGGGAGAACAGGCCUCAUUGCUCAUCGAAGUAUUCACACAGGCGUGAGACCAUAUAAAUGCCUGGAGUGUGGAAAGAGCUUCAGUCAGAAGGUGAAUCUCAAUACUCAUCAGAGAACCCACACAGGGGACAGACCAUAUAAAUGCUUUGAGUGUGGAAAGAGCUUCCGUUCAAGUCCGGAACUUUCUUCCCAUCAAACAACUCACACAGGGGAGAAACCCUACCAGUGCUUGCAAUGUGGAAAGUGCUUCAGCGUAAGAACAGGCCUCAUUGCCCAUCAAACAACUCACACAGGAGAGAAACCGUAUCAGUGCUACGAGUGUGGAAAGAGCUUCAGCCAAAAGGUAAAUCUUGCUUCUCACCAGAGAACCCACACAGGGGACAGGCCAUAUCAAUGCUUGGAGUGUGGGAAGAGCUUCCAUUUCAGUUCUAACCUUACUUGUCAUCAGAGAGUUCACACAGGGGAGAAGCCAUAUGGAUGCUUGGAGUGUGGAAAGAGUUUCAGUGGGAAAACAGGUCUCAUUGCUCAUCAAAGAAUUCACACAGGAGAGAAACCGUACCAGUGCUUGGAGUGUGGAAAGAGUUUCAUUCAAAAGGUGAAUCUCACUUCUCAUCAAAGAAUUCACACAGGAGAGAAGCCAUAUAAAUGUUUGGAGUGUGGAAAGAGUUUCCGUUCAAGUCCGGAACUUUCUUCCCAUCAAACAACUCACACAGGGGAGAAACCAUAUAAUUGUUUGGAGUGUGGAAAGAGUUUCAGUCGAAGCCCAAACCUUGCUUCUCAUCAGAGAAUUCACACAGGGGAGAAACCCUAUGAAUGCUUAGAGUGCGGAAAGAGCUUCAGUAGGAGCACAUACCUCUCUUCUCAUCAAAAAAAUCAUGUGGGGGAGAAGCCCUAUAAAUGUUCAGACUGUGGCAUGACAUUUUCUGUUAAAUCAAGCCUUGCUUCUCAUCAACGAAUUCACACGGGGGAGAAACCCUACCAGUGCUUGGAGUGUGGAAAGAGCUUCAUUCAGCGUGGAAUCCUGACUACCCAUCAAAGAACUCAUACAGGGGAGAAACCGUAUAAAUGCAUGGAAUGUGGAAGGAGCUUCAGUAGUCGCUCAACUCUUACUUUACAUCAAAGAUCUCAUACAGGGGAGAAACCGUAUACAUGUUCAGAGUGUGGAAAGAGCUUCAGUAACAGUAGCUAUCGUAAGUCGCAUCAACGAACUCAUACAGGGGAGAAACCUUACAAAUGUUUGGAGUGUGGAAAGAGCUUCAGUGAAACUAGUUCCCUCACCUUGCAUCUACGAACUCAUACAGGGGAGAAACCGUAUACAUGUUCAGAGUGUGGAAAGAGCUUCAAUCACACUGGUACCCUUACCUUGCAUAAAAGAUCUCAUACAGGGGAGAAACCGUAUACAUGUUCAGAGUGUGGAAGGAGCUUCAGUCAGAGUAGCACCCUUAAGUCGCAUCAAAGAUCUCAUACUGGGGAAAAACCGUAUACAUGUUCAGAGUGUGGAAGGAGCUUCAGUCAGAGUAGCACCCUUAAGUCGCAUCAACGAACUCAUACAGGGGAGAAACAGCAUACGUGUUUGGAGUGUGGAAUGAGCUUCGCUUACCGCAAUGCGCUUACUAGACAUCAACAAAUUCAUCGAGGCAACAAACCUUAUAAAUGCUGGGAAUGUGGCAAGAGCUUCAGUCGCAAUGACUCCCUUUCCUUACAUGAAAGAGUUCAUACAGGGGAGAAACAAUAUACAUGUUUGGAGUGCGGAAAGAGCUUCCGUCACAGUGCCAGCCUUACCUUGCAUCAAAGAUUGCACACAGGAGAGAAACCUUAUAAAUGUUUGGAGUGCGGGAAGAGCUUCUGUCAUGGUCGCCAACUCACGUCGCAUCAAAGAACUCAUACAGGAGAGCAACCAUAUACAUGUUUGGAGUGUGGAAGGAACUUCAGUCACCUUAGCGCCUUUAAGGUGCAUCAAAGAACUCAUACAGGGGAGAAACCGUAUACAUGUUCGGAGUGUGGAAAAAGCUUCAGGUGCAGUAGUAGCCUUACUAGACACCAAAGAACUCAUACAGGGAGGAAAUCUUAGAAAUGUUUGGCCUAUAGAAAGAACUUAUGUGACAAGGACUCCCUUACUAACCUGAAAUGAACUUGUACAAGGGAAACAGAAAGGUUGGAGUGUGGGAAGAUAUUUAAUCAUAUCAAAUAACGCCUAUAGAGAGUAAACCAAUGAUUGUGUUCAGAAUUAGAAUUUGCUUCCAUUAGAAUAUUUAUUCCUUUUAGUGGCUGUGUUGCAGAUUGUUCUCCUGAUCAGAGUUAAAUUUACAUAGCUAUGUUCUGUUUUCUUUCCCAUGUGUUAUUUCCCGUGUAUUCAUCACUUGUUUAUAGUGUUGCUUUAAUAUUUCUCCCAUCCCCAAGAUUUGUUAAUCUGGUGUGAAUUGAUCUGAUAUUUUCAUAGACACAAAUGCAUUCACUGGUAUUCUGUUGACGUAUGUAAAUGAUGUAUCUUUGCAAUGAGAGUAUAGCCCCUCAGAUCACAGCUCUAAUGAACAAAUGCUGUUGAAAA